This is a messenger RNA of Penicillium brevicompactum, 1290 nucleotides long. It is a transcript of the gene fahA, whose product is annotated as fumarylacetoacetate hydrolase FahA. Gene Ontology annotation, biological process: L-phenylalanine catabolic process; L-tyrosine catabolic process; homogentisate catabolic process. The coding region runs from base 1 to 1290 and encodes 429 amino acids. The transcript has a single exon. Gene Ontology annotation, molecular function: fumarylacetoacetase activity. Lineage: Eukaryota; Fungi; Ascomycota; Eurotiomycetes; Eurotiales; Aspergillaceae. The record is from RefSeq and is a predicted model, not a curated record.
AUGGCAUCCUGGCUCCAAAUUCCCAGGAACUCUCCCUUUUCGCUGGCCAACAUCCCGUUCGGCAUCAUCUCGGCGCAGUCUGCAUCAAAAGUUGCCGCAAUCGCUAUCGGUGAUCAUGCGCUGAACCUGAGCGAUUUUGCUUCCUCCGGAGGCUUUUCACAGCUUCCAGCGAUCCAACAGCAUCUGGCAGUUUUCAGCCAGCCAACACUGAACGACUUCGCUGCGCUCGGUCGUCCUGUGCAUCGACAGGUGCGCGAGUACCUACAGAACGUAUUCCGCGCGGACACCCAAUUCCCUCAGAUCCUCAAGGACAAUGCGUCUUUGCAGAAGUCGGCGCUUCUGCCAUUGUCCCAGGUCACCAACCACGUUCCCAUGCAGAUCGGCGACUACACUGAUUUCUACGCCGGUCUGAACCACGCCUAUAACAUUGGAGUCCUCUUCCGCGGUCCGGAUAAUGCUCUCCAGCCUAAUUACAAGCAUCUGCCUGUAGCAUACCACGGCCGUGCCUCUUCGGUGGUUCCUUCAGGCACGUCUUUGCACCGUCCUCAGGGUCAAAUCCUCGCCAACCCAGCCGCCGAUCCCAAAGUCCCUACCUUCUCCCCCUGCAAGAAGCUUGAUAUUGAGUUGGAGCUUGCAUGCUUUAUCAGCAAGCCCAAUGAUCUCGGCAAGCCUGUCCCAAUUGAUGAGGCUGAGGACCACAUUUUCGGUCUGGUGCUCAUGAACGACUGGUCCGCCCGUGAUAUCCAGGCUUGGGAAUACAUCCCCCUGGGUCCCUUCAAUGCCAAGAACUUCGGUACUACUAUCACUCCUUGGGUUGUCUUGAUUGAUGCCCUUGAGCCCUUCCGCGCGGCUGGUCUCGAGCCUGGCAACCGCGAGUCGCUUCUGCCUUACCUGCGCGAGAAGCGUGCUGAAAGUGCUUACGAAAUCCCCCUCGACGUCGAGGUCACGAACCAAGGCGGCCAACCAACCUUGAUUUCCAAGAGCAAUGCCCGUAACCUACUCUAUUCUUUCCCCCAGAUGGUCGCUCACCACACAAUCACGGGUUGCAAUCUGCGCACCGGUGACUUACUCGGAUCCGGCACCAUCUCUGGCACCGAGGCCAAGUCUCAGGGUAGCUUCCUGGAGCAGACCAACGGAAAGACACCCUUGAAGUUGGCUGAUGGUUCCGAGCGCAUGUUCUUGGAGGAUGGUGAUACAGUUACCCUCCGCGGAAUGGCGGGCACUGAGGGUAACUAUGUCGGCUUUGGCGACUGUGUUGGCACCAUCCUGCCUGCUGUCCCUCUGCAGUAA